AGUAGGGGGAGGGAGGAGAAAUGCUCUGCUCUGUAUUAUAGAUAGCAGCAGAAGCUGCCACAUGGACUGUCAGUCAUGGCUUCUUACAAGGUGAUCCGUAUGGCAACUCUGCUGAUUAUCCUCACACAAGAGUGUCACUCACAGCAAAGUGUGUGUGGUCAGCCUCCACUUAACACCAAGAUAGUUGGAGGACAGGUGGCUUCUCCAGGCAGUUGGCCCUGGCAGGUCAGCCUGCAACACUUUGGAAACCACUUCUGCGGAGGAUCCCUCAUCAACAGUCAGUGGGUGCUGACUGCUGCUCACUGCUUCGUAGAAACCAGGUACCCUGCAAGCAGUGUGACCACAGUACUGGGUCUCCAAACUCAGUCAGGAUCCAACACUAAUGCACAGUAUGUGGGGCUGACUAAGAUCAUUGUUCAUCCCAACUACAACUCCAACACACACGACAACGACAUCUGCCUCCUGCAGCUGGCUACAGCAGUGACUUUCACCAGCUACAUUCAGCCUGUGUGUCUGGCAGCGCCAGGCAGCACCUUCUACAACGGCACUGACUCCUGGGUCACUGGCUGGGGAGUCACCUCAAGUGGAUCUCAAACUGUUUCACAAACCCUAAUGGAGGUGGAGAUCCCAGUUGUGGGCAACAGACAGUGUAACUGUGACUAUGGAGUUGGAGCAAUCACCAACAACAUGAUUUGUGCUGGGUUACGUGCUGGAGGGAAGGACUCCUGUCAGGGAGACUCAGGUGGUCCAAUGGUGAGCAAGCAGGGUGGUCGCUGGACCCAGAGUGGAAUCGUCAGUUUUGGAAACCAAUGUGCUUUACCUAAUUUUCCUGGAGUCUACACCAGAGUGUCCCAGUAUCAGUCCUGGAUCAACAGCCAGAUCACCAGCAACCAGCCGGGCUUCAUCACCUACACAUCCACUGGGACUGACGGGGACCUCAGUGUCUCCUGUACUGGUCUUCCACCAGUAACAACCACAGCCCCUCCCACAACAACACCAAAACCUGUGGUUUGUGGCCAAGCUGCGUUAAAUACUCGUAUUCUGGGAGGAAACUCGUCAGCUGGCAUGUGGCCGUGGAUGGUGAGCCUCCAGAGGAAUGGAAGCCAUGUGUGUGGUGGGACUCUAGUGGCUGUGGACUCUGUGCUGAGUGACGCUAGCUGCAUCUCAAGUUCAUCCAAGCCGUCUGAUUGGACCGCUGUUUUGGGUCUUUUGAGCCAAUAUGGCUCCAACCCUAAUCAAGUGUCACUGAAUGUGACAAAUAUCACCCUGAGCAACCUGACUGGCUCUAACAUAGCAGUGCUGCAUCUGGCGUCCCAACCCACCUUGUCCAACUACAUCCAGCCCAUCUGUCUGGGUGAUGGACAAACCUUUGCUGUGGGUUCAACAUGCUGGGCUGCUGGUUGGAGCUCAGGGAGAGGAGGAGUGCAAGGAAUUCUGCAGGAGACCCAGACCUCUGUGGUAAACUGUGGGAACUCAUCAACCAGUGGCAGCAUUUGUACCGGAGCUAUAACACUGGAUCAGGGUGAUGCUGGUGGUCCACUAAUGUGUAAACUGGGCAGCUACUGGUACCAGGCAGCGGUGUUAACAGUCUUCACAAACUCUACCAGUCAAACACGAGCAGCAGUUUCGAGCUUCACCACACUGACAGCCUACGACACCUUUCUGCAUCAGACCCUGGGGUCAUUUUUGUCUCCUACCAGUGGAGGCAAUACAACCUCCUCCUCCAGCACUGGUGCCGGUUCUACUUCCUCCUCCUCCAGCACUGGGCGGGGUUCUGCUCUCUUGGCCUUCUUCCUCCCCCAUCUCCUUUUUUUUAUCACUUCCGUCUACCUCUUUCAAUAAUGUAUUUUUUUGCGUGAACAUACUGUAGGUCUAUGUGAAUUUACCUAGAUAAACUUCUCUGUCCUGUAGCGUACAUGAAUAAUAUACCUCUCAUUUUUCCCUCCAGGAAGAGGGAUGUCUUAUGACUAAUGACUUGUGCUGCUGUUUGCAUGUGUUCUGUUUUUUAUUGUUUAUUCUCAGCACUUUUUUGCCAUAGGAUUUGUUAAGGAGGGGGUGUUCACCCUGGACAGAUCGCUAGACCAUGACAGGGUCCUUUAAUAUAAUAUUGUUGGCUUCUUGCAGUAAAAGAAAUAAAGAUGCUGAGUGUUUGA
Messenger RNA from Betta splendens (Siamese fighting fish), 2153 nucleotides. RefSeq names its product transmembrane protease serine 9-like. Bases 76 to 1842 code for a protein of 588 amino acids. Gene Ontology annotation, biological process: proteolysis. The record is from RefSeq and is a predicted model, not a curated record. Gene Ontology annotation, molecular function: serine-type endopeptidase activity. The transcript has 10 exons. NCBI's taxonomy places the organism in Eukaryota, Metazoa, Chordata, Actinopteri, Anabantiformes, Osphronemidae.